CCCACCCGGCCGCCCCCGCCGCCGUCCCCGCCGCCGGGCCUCCAGCGCGCGCCUCGCCACCAUGGCCAGCCCGGCUUUCACCCCGUAAAGAUGGCGCUGCGGGAUCGCUGCAACCACCUUUAGACUCAUGACUGUCCGAAACAUCGCCUCCAUCUGUAAUAUGGGCACCAAUGCCUCUGCUCUGGAAAAAGACAUUGGUCCAGAGCAGUUUCCAAUCAAUGAACACUAUUUCGGAUUGGUCAACUUUGGGAACACAUGCUACUGCAACUCCGUGCUGCAGGCCUUGUACUUCUGCCGACCGUUCCGGGAGAAUGUGCUGGCUUACAAGGCCCAGCAGAAGAAGAAGGAGAACCUGCUGACCUGCCUGGCAGAUCUCUUCCACAGCAUUGCCACGCAGAAGAAGAAGGUCGGUGUCAUCCCCCCCAAGAAGUUCAUUUCCAGGCUGAGGAAAGAAAACGAUCUCUUUGAUAACUACAUGCAGCAGGAUGCUCACGAGUUUUUAAAUUAUUUGCUAAACACUAUUGCGGACAUCCUGCAGGAAGAGAAGAAACAGGAGAAGCAAAAUGGGAAGUUAAAAAAUGGCAACAUGAACGAGCCUGUGGAGAAUAACAAGCCAGAACUCACCUGGGUCCACGAGAUUUUUCAGGGAACACUCACCAAUGAGACCCGAUGCUUGAACUGUGAAACCGUUAGUAGCAAAGAUGAAGAUUUUCUUGACCUUUCUGUUGAUGUGGAGCAGAAUACAUCCAUUACUCACUGUCUAAGAGACUUCAGCAACACAGAAACACUGUGUAGCGAACAAAAAUAUUAUUGUGAAACGUGCUGCAGCAAACAGGAGGCCCAGAAAAGGAUGCGAGUGAAGAAGCUGCCCAUGAUCCUGGCCCUGCACCUGAAGCGGUUUAAGUACAUGGAGCAGCUGCACAGGUACACCAAGCUCUCCUACCGUGUGGUCUUCCCGCUGGAGCUGCGCCUCUUCAACACCUCCAGCGAUGCUGUCAACCUGGACCGCAUGUACGACCUGGUGGCCGUGGUGGUGCAUUGUGGCAGUGGUCCUAAUCGUGGGCAUUAUAUUACUAUUGUGAAAAGUCAUGGCUUCUGGCUUUUAUUUGAUGAUGACAUUGUAGAGAAAAUAGAUGCCCAAGCUAUUGAAGAGUUCUAUGGCCUGACGUCAGAUAUUUCCAAAAAUUCAGAAUCUGGAUAUAUUUUAUUCUAUCAAUCAAGAGAAUAAUUUAAAAAGAACUGGGGGACUCAUCCUAGUAGGGGGAGGGGGAAGGUUUGAAGCACUGUUCCAGGGUUCUCUGCAGACCAUCCUCCCCACCCUGGCGGCCCACCCGUGGCAUUGCUUCCAGUCCUGGGGCUCCAGCUGUGUGAGUCUCUUGUCUCUCUCUCUGUGUCUCUCUGUUUCUCUUUGUUCAGCUGCUUGAGGCUCUCUUUCUCUCUCUUUCUCUCAUUCUCUCUCUCUUUCACUCUUCUCUGUCCUCUCUCUCCUCUCCCUGCCCCCUAUUCCUCUCCAUUCAGCACUAUGUGUGGUUUUCUUUUACUCUGAGGUAGCGUUAACUGCAAUCAGAUUGUAAGUAAGGGUUAUAUGCAUAACAGUUGCCCAUUUUAGGAUUGGGCCCAUGCCAUUUCCCUGGUUCUGGCUGGCUGGAUUCGAAUGGCAUCUCUGGCACAUGUCUGCAAUCUUUUCUGGGUUGUCAGCCUCCACCUUCCUAAGUAGCUGCUGGAGCAUCUCUUCUCUGGUGUUUCUUCAAAUUGUACCUGGAAGCCAGAGGACCAGGCUAGGUGUUCACCCUUUGGGGCAACACCUGUAGCUUUGUACGUUUUAAAUGUUUAAAAAUGAAUCACCUCAGUUCUAAAAUUCUCGAGGGGUACAGUGGUGGCAGCAUAAAUGUGGACCAGGGUGAAGAGAUAGCCAAAGAAGUGGUGAACACUGCCUGCCCCGUUACCCUCCCCAGGGUUCAAGGCAGGCAAAGCCAAGAGGAGGGAGACAGUGGUGGACAGUCAAAAGUGAUUUUGCUGUUCUUUCUACCAAAACCAAGUUUAGGAGAGGAGCUCUGUGUGGCCUGCCUGUCUGUGGUGACAGACUUUUCCUUUCUUGGAGGCCGUGUGAGUGUCUAUAUUUCUUCUGGCUCUGCUGAGUGCUCCAGGAAGUUCCCAUCACUGGCAGUGAGCACCUCAGAUGCUCUCACACUGUGGAACCAGAACUGCUAAGGCUGGUUCCCCUCUCCUGCCUUGGCCAUGAUCUAUCGCCCUUUUCAACCUUUCAGCCUGUUUAUGGAGUUGCUGGAGUUGGAUGCAGGAGGGAGAGUGGGGUUCAAAGGAUAUGGCAGUGGGUGGGUAAGGGAUAAGCAAGCACAGGGCAGCAUGUCUUGGGCCCACGCUCCCAGGAUGCUGUCUGAGAUGGGAGUUUUCUGGGAGGGAAGGACCUCAUCUCGCCAUAGUUACUUUUACUUUUGUUUUCUUUUGUUAUGUAUGUAUUUAUUAGAUCAUUUGCGUAUUAGUACCUUUUAUUAAAAAGGUCGUUAUUUUUUUUCUUUUUUUUUUUUUUUUUUUUGCCAUUGAGCAGCUUUCUGGUUUUCUACAAAUCUAAUGAGUCGUACAGCUUGGCUUCUUAUGUGAAGCCAGUGGACUUCCAUACACUAUAAUAUACUGUGAACAUAUUCUUUUGUUAUCUAAAAUCAAUGAACAAACACACAAACUUUCGGCAUAAUGUGAACUAAAAAUUGAAGUUGGAAAUGUUAGUGGUUAUCUUGCAACAACUAAGAGCAUAGCACUUUAUCUAGAUGAAAACUGGAUUUCUUACCUUUGAAAUACCUUAAUCUGAUGGUUGCUCAGAACCUAAAUAAGCAUGCUAACACUUCAUUUGUUCAUGCUUGAAGUGAAAUAUUUUGCUUUUCACUGGAAAAGACAACAACAACAACAACAACAACAGGGUUAUUUUCAUGUUAUUGUUUUUUAUACAAGUGAUGAAAAUAUACCUUGCCUUGUUUAGAGGCAAUUUCAUAUUUAUAAAUACUUUGUCUUUUUUUCCCUUCCUUCCAUGAAACAUGCAGUGAUUACUUAAUCUGGAAAGUGAGUCUUUAUUCCGUUUUUAAAGAGAAACACUUUCCACUUGAAGGGGGUUGAUAUAGGGAACUGAUUGUACUAUAUAUAACCCAUAUAUUUGACUGCAGGUUGCAAAAAUCUAAAAAAAGUGAUGGUUGAUCUCUAAUAUAUUUGGAACUGAUUCAUAAGAAAAAAAUAAUUAAAAUUAUCUUUGGAAAUGA
This is a messenger RNA of Suncus etruscus (white-toothed pygmy shrew), 3266 nucleotides long. RefSeq names its product ubiquitin specific peptidase 46 (gene USP46). Gene Ontology annotation, biological process: protein deubiquitination. The record is from RefSeq and is a predicted model, not a curated record. Gene Ontology annotation, cellular component: cytosol; nucleus. Bases 128 to 1228 code for a protein of 366 amino acids. Gene Ontology annotation, molecular function: cysteine-type deubiquitinase activity; cysteine-type endopeptidase activity. The transcript has 9 exons. NCBI's taxonomy places the organism in Eukaryota, Metazoa, Chordata, Mammalia, Eulipotyphla, Soricidae.